Molecule: messenger RNA, 825 nt
Organism: Quercus robur (English oak)
Lineage: Eukaryota; Viridiplantae; Streptophyta; Magnoliopsida; Fagales; Fagaceae
Exons: 1
Coding region: 1-825 (274 amino acids)
Source: RefSeq, a predicted model, not a curated record
AUGAAUGCUAAGGACGCCUUAGCAGCCAUAGAUGGGAUAGAGAAGCCCAAGGAAAAGAAGAAAGAAGAUGACCGAAGAGGACAAAAAGGGGAUCGAGUGGAUCGGCAGAAUAUUGAAGGAAGUAGAAACAGGGAUGACAAAAACCCUCGUCCAAUGAAAUUCACGCCUCUAGUGAUGCCCGUUGACCAGAUCUUGAUGGAGAUUAAGGACAAGAAAUACCUGAAAUGGCCUAGGCCAUUACACUCGUCACCCAACGUGUGCAACAAGAGGAAAUACUACCGUUUUCACAAAGAUCACGGGCAUUACAUAGAGGAUUGCCGAGACCUGAAAGAGCAAAUAGAAGAACUCAUAUGGAAGGGGAAAUUGCACAAGUACGUGAAAAGAGAAGAUUCGAGCAGGUAUAGGGACAGAGGUAGAGAUCAACAUGAAGUUUCUCAGAGAGAUGAGGAUAACAUACAACCUCGUCCACAAAGUACAAUAGGGGAAAUAAGGACCAUCACGGGGGGGCCAUCCAAGGGAAGGUCGUUCAAUUCCCUCAAGAAAUCAUACCAAAGACAGGUGAACAGUGUCCAUAGUUUGCAUCCUCUGAAACAAAGACGGGUUGACCAAGACAUGUAUUUCUUAGAAGAAGAUGCCAAGGGAGUAAAGCAGCCUCAUGAUGACCCGUUGGUCAUUAUGAUCAUGAUUGAAGGAUUCAAUACCAGAAGGGUUCUGGUUGACAAUGGGAGCUCGGCAAACAUUAUUUACCUUUCUGCAUUCCAGCCGUUCAAAGUGGACCCAAAGAAACUUCAUCUUUUUGAGUCCCCCCUCUUCAGUUUUAGUUGA